Messenger RNA from Perca fluviatilis (European perch), 4174 nucleotides. It is a transcript of the gene inpp5d, whose product is annotated as inositol polyphosphate-5-phosphatase D. Lineage: Eukaryota; Metazoa; Chordata; Actinopteri; Perciformes; Percidae. The transcript is spliced from 27 exons. Gene Ontology annotation, biological process: phosphatidylinositol dephosphorylation. Bases 208 to 3429 code for a protein of 1073 amino acids. Gene Ontology annotation, molecular function: phosphatase activity. The record is from RefSeq and is a predicted model, not a curated record.
AGGAAGUUCACAGCCGAGCUAGUAGCAGCUUCCUUUUACAGCUUUCGGAGGCAGAGGAUGAACAAGUGAAAUAAAGGACUUAAAAGUAUGCACCAUGAAACGAUGAAAAUAGCCAGAAAGAAAAACUGAGUCUACUUUCAAUUGCUGGAAUAUAGUUUGAGAGUAGAUGCAAAACUCUUGAGCUCAGGCUUGUGGGUGAGAAACAGGAUGCCAAGUUAUCAACCUUGGUGCCAUGGUACUAUAACUCGAUCCAAGGCUGAGGAUCUACUUUCCAAAGCAGCAAGAGAUGGAAGCUUCCUUAUCCGGGCCAGUGAGUCCAUACAGGGAGCGUAUGCCCUCUGUGUUUUAUACCAGAACUGUGUAUACACAUACAGAAUCCUGCCAAAUGAGGAUAAGAAGCUCUCUGUCCAGGCAUCUGAAGGAGUUCCUAUCAGGUUCUUCUCUAUGCUACCUGAGCUGGUGGAGGCAUAUUACAGUCCCAACAUGGGUCUGGUCACACAUCUGCAGUACCCUGUCCAGAGGGAGGAGGAUGUAGAUGAGGAGCAAGAAGCCAAUAAUUUUCCACCACAGCUUCCACCCAGGAACUUCACAGUCAAUGAUGUGAAAGACGGUGACCCCAAGUCCUUAUCAGACACCUACCUGAUAAGACUGCAGCAGAUGGACUUGUCCACACUACCAGAGGAACACCAAUUAGCUAUCCAAGAAUACUUCAGGACCUCAGUCAGCUUGGAUGCUGAACAAGCACAAUAUGGUUACCCUAACCUCCCCGGGCUACAGAAGCUAAUAUCGGCAAUCUGCAAGAAUCUAAACAGUGAAAUUUCCCGCAUCCUGCCAGCUUUGGAGGUCUUUCAUAGAGCAUUGGACCAACAACUCUCCCCAGGGAUUGGACAGUUUUCAAAACAAAUGUUUAGCGAUUCAGGUCAAUCUGUAUCCUUUAGGCUUGAGCAACUAACAAAACUGCUGUACUCAAUAGAAGAUAAGACUAAAAGCUCUAUGUUUGAGUCUGGUGGAUAUGAAGGAGGUCACAGGAAGUCUCUCAUUCCGCUUGUUACGUUUGAGGUCAAGCAAGAAUCUCUGGCUAUUCCCACAAAGAUGUUCCUGAAAGUAGAUGUUGAAAGUGGGAAGCUCUUUCUCAAGAAGUCGAAAGAUGGGCCUGAAGACAAAUUCUUUGUGCACAACAAAAUCCUGCAGUUGGUGAAAUCCCAGAAAAUGCAUGCCAAACUUGUCAUCGUGGCGGAGACAGAGAAAGAGAAGAUUUUGCGUAAAGAGUUUGUGUUUGAUGACACAAAGAAAAGGGAAGGGUUUUGCCAACUUCUUCAACAAAUGAAGAACAAACACUCUGAAAAGCCUGAACCUGACAUGAUCACAGUGUUUGUUGGCACCUGGAACAUGGGAAAUGCUGGUCCUCCCCACAACAUCAACUCCUGGUUUCAGUGUAAGGGCCAAGGGAAGACACGAGACGACACCGCCGAUCACAUCCCACAUGAUUUUUAUGUCAUUGGGACUCAGGAGGAUCCUUUGGGCGAGAGGGAGUGGGCAGACAUAGUGAAAGGUGUCCUGCGGAAAAUCACAAACAUCAGCUUUAAACAAGUGGCGAUCCACACUCUGUGGAACAUUCGGAUCGUGGUGCUGGCCAAGCCUGAGCACGAAAACAGGAUCUCCCACGUUUUUUCAGACAGUGUGAAGACGGGGAUCGCCAACACUCUGGGAAACAAGGGAGCAGUGGGAGUGUCCUUCAUGUUCAACGGUACAUCUUUUGGCUUUGUCAACAGUCAUCUGACUUCUGGAAGUGAGAAGAAACUCAGACGCAAUCAAAACUACACCAACAUCCUGCGAUUUCUGAAUCUGGGCGAUAAGAAGAUCAAUCCGUUUGACAUCACACAUCGGUUCACCCACCUCUUCUGGCUCGGUGAUUUGAACUACCGUGUUGAAUUCCCAUCGACAGAAGCUGAGUACAUUGUGACAAAGAUCAAACAGCAGCAGUACCAGGAACUCCUCAGUAAAGACCAGCUCAACAUGGAGAGGAAUGAUGGAAAGGUCUUCUUGCAUUUCGAUGAAGAGGAAAUCACGUUUGCGCCCACGUAUCGCUUUGAAAGAGACACGCGAGAGAAGUAUGCCUACACAAAGGCCAAAGCCACGGGGACAAAAUACAAUUUGCCCUCGUGGUGUGAUCGUGUCCUGCGGAAAUCAUACCCUCUGGUUCAUGUUGUCUGCCAAGCAUAUGGGUGCACUAAUGACAUCAUGACAAGUGACCACUCACCAUUAUUCGCCUCAUUUGAAGUCGGAGUAGCCUCACAGUUUGUCUCCAAGCAAGACCUAAAUAGUGCACCUCAAGGUGGGAUACAGAUCAUGAACUGUGUGGCCACCUUGUUGACAAAAUCCAAGACCAAGUUCUUCAUCGAAUACCAUUCCAGCUGCUUGGAGAAAACAGUCAAGACUUCAGAGGGAGAGAACACGGAGCACUCAGAUGGGUCAAUAAAAGUUUGGUUUGGCAACCAAGUUGAGCUCACCCCUAUCAUCUCUGACCCAGAGUACCUUUUGGACCAGCACAUCCUCAUCUGUGUGAAGUCGACAGACUGCGACGAGUCAUAUGGAGAGGGUUGUGUUGCGCUGCGAGCGGCCCAGUUCUGCUACACAGAGUUUCAGAUCACACUGACUCAUCACGGAGAGAAGACGGGCACUCUGACAGGUGGCAUUCAGUUACACACCUCUGAGGGCAAGCCCACUGAGAAGUUAUACGAUUUCAUCAAAGUCGAAAAGGAUGACACUGUCACUUCAAAGGGCAAAGGCGGGGAAGCCAACAAGUUUUCCAUCACCCAGGCACAUGAUAUUUCUAACCCCAAUUACAUGGGAGUGUCCUACAGAAGUGGCAAUGUGAUAGAUAAAGGUUGGAGCUACAGCAAGCCACCGAAAAAUCUUCUACUCACCGGACAAGGGAGUAAAGACUGCAAGAAAGGUGGCUAUGAUGUGGGCACACGCAGCCCCCCUAUGGGUGAGGAUGAAAAGGGGUCAGAGAUGUUUGAUAAUCCGUUAUACGGUUCGAGGGUAAAAUCCUGGGGCAAGGAUCCAGACCAUCAGCAGAUGGACCACCUCACACCUCCAGAUCCUGUUUUUACAAGCUCCAAACCAGCAGAUGGAGACUCUGAUCGCCCCCCACUGCCCACCCCACGCAACCGCUCCUUCACCCUCUCUGAGACUAAGCCUCAGCUCCCAGCCCCCAUCACGUCGCAUCCCUCAACAUACAAGAAACCAGUGGUGCCGUCACGCUCGGAAGGGGGGAUGGCACUCAACCGGCCUCCUGUACCUUCUAAGACCCGACCGGGUAUGCCGGAGCCCCAGAACCCCAGAGACAACUCAGAACUCCCCAGCAAACACAGACUGCCAGCAAGACCUGGCCAGCCACAGCCCCCACAAAGACAUGCAUCCUGAAGUUCCCAAGAUGGGCCGAUCUGUGAAGUGAGACCAGGCUGCUGCGAUGGUCAGCACGACUGUACAGCUUUCUCUGCAUUAUUGGAAACAUGAAAUACAUCGGCCAGUCAAUCCCUCAGCCAUUAUGUAUCACUAUUAUUAUUUUAUAAAUGACUAUUCAUUGGUACUGUAACAAAAGUUCUACAUUUUUGGGGAAUGUGCCUAUUCACUUGCUUGUUGAGAGUUAGGUGAGAAGAGCAAUGACGCUUUCAUGUUUGAGCUCACCUUCUCCACCUGUUCCUCUGGGUUGACCGGCCAGCUGGCUAGCAGCAGGAGGGGAAAAGGGGGGGAAUCUGGCAACAAGCACCUUUAAAGCUCAUUCAUUUACAUGUUUUAACACCGUUGAACAGAGCCAGGCUAACAAUUGCCCGUUUUUCUCUCUUUUUAGUCUUUAUAUUUCACAUACUUACAAGAACAUUGUAUCAAUCUUCUCAUCUAAUUCUUUUUUCCAAAAUGUCAAACUUUUCGUUUAAAGUGAUAUAAACAUUAGCAAAACAUUUGCAGACUUCAUUUCUGCUAAGCUCGCAUUAAGAAGUUGGUUUGGAAUUAAACUCUGCUUAUAAAUAAUUCUGUUACAUUUCUUUUUUUUUUUACACUAUACAGUAGCUAACGAAUGUUUACCGCACAGUAUUAUCUUGCACAUACAUUAACAUGUUUGCCUUUAAGAUGUACAAUAAAUGCUCAAAUAAAUGUAGCUUUAAUUUGU